Parasteatoda tepidariorum (common house spider) is the source of this 3643-nucleotide messenger RNA. RefSeq lists its product as uncharacterized. Gene Ontology annotation, molecular function: DNA-binding transcription factor activity, RNA polymerase II-specific; RNA polymerase II cis-regulatory region sequence-specific DNA binding. The record is from RefSeq and is a predicted model, not a curated record. Gene Ontology annotation, biological process: regulation of DNA-templated transcription. NCBI's taxonomy places the organism in Eukaryota, Metazoa, Arthropoda, Arachnida, Araneae, Theridiidae.
UAUUCAUCGAGGGAAUAGCACGGUUUUAUGCAUUUUAUACAUCACUACCCUGCUUCUUUUGCAACAAAAGAACACUCUAGCAAUUAGAACAAAUUUACGAUUUAGCCCGUGCACUGAGAAAAGAAAACACGGUAAAAAUUUGCCACUUUUCCCUCGGGUAAUUAAGCCUAUUGUCGGGAAUGGAGGGUAGAAGGGUGGUAGACGGGCAGUAGGGUAGAAAGAAAAAUGCGCGUUGUUUCUGCGCACACAGAGAUGGCUAGAGCGAGGGAACUCUGGUAUCGGUUCAGUCAGCAGUAAGCUGCCACGUUAGACCCAACAUGUCACAAGGGUUCCAUUCGCCAGAAGGGACUAUUUACCUCCGCCGUUCGGAUUACACGCACGGAGCGGAUCACCCCUUUCUGUAUACCCCUCUACAUGCAACUGGUGAUCGCUUGCAUUUAUCUACUCUUAGACCAUAUUGAAGGGCGUAUAUGUCCUUGCUUUUUUAGACUGUUGAAUGACUACUCCAUAUUUCAAAAAACAAUAAUGAAAAGAAAACGAUUUUAUUUUAGAAUUAUUUUCGUCUGAUUUAUUAUUGCAAACGAUCAAUUUUAAUUAUUACAAACAGUCUUUCUUUGAUUAAUGAAAAACAAAUGAUUUUUCUGACUAUUGCACGAAACUCAGUAAAUGAUUAUUAACUUUUACUUCGACUGCUUUAAGAAGUUCUUCAAAAGAAAUUCUACUGCGUAACUGAAGUUGGCUAUUACGAUCAUAAGAGAAUCCAUUUAGGCGUUCAUAAGGUUUCAAUGCUGAAAAAACUCUUCAUAGUAGGGCCAUAAAAAUGCUCGCACUUAAAUGGGUUUCAUUGCGAGUGUUUUAUUCUUCAGCAAGGAAAUCUAAAGUUUGAAUUUGGAAGAAUCAGAAAGCAAAUGGUGGUGCUAAGCCAAAACUUUUAUCCUAAAACCUAAAUAUAGGAAAUGUAGUAAAGAUUUGUGGCGAUUUUCAUAAAAUGAAGAUGAUGUGAAAUCUUUUAAGAUGGCAUUACAAAGAGCAAUAAUGAACUAGUCAAGUCGUAUGUGAUUGAAUAAUUCUUUCAGCAAUAAUUUUUAUCGUGUGCUUUGGUGCUCUUUGAAUUAGUUGAACUUCUUGUUUAUUGUUGAAGAAGAAUUACGGCAAAAGCGAAAAAGGAAUAUUGAGGAAUUGAAUUUACUGUGAUCAAUUUUAAAGUGUAUGUACUAACUUGUAAGUAACAGAACUUUCCAAUUUUUUCUAUUAGAUUUAUAUAUAAGAGUAUAAAAGAAAUAUCAUGAUUAGAUAUUUGAGAACUGUAAAAUAUAUUAAUCAUUAUUAUCAAAAGAACAGCGUCAGCAUUUAUUAAAUAGAACACUUCCAUAAGAAAAUUGUAUCUAUAAACAGCAAUAAUUUUCUAACAUUUAGUUAUAGUACAUGACGAAAAGAAUUAUAAAUGAAGCUAAACUAUAGUAUUAAAGGUUCUCCCUCUGCAACGAAUGCGCCAAUUUCUCAAUUUAUUUAAAACUAUUUUGUUUAAAAGAAUGCGUAAUAUGUGUUCUUUAAAAAGUAUUUCGUAUAGAAUGAAUUGCAAGAAUAUUAAAAAUAUUUUCAUCUUUUAAGAACUGACAAUUAAAAAUUUUUAUUGUCUUAAAGCAGACGAUAAAGGAAAAUUCGUAUAAUUUGGACUAUCUUUGUUGGAUAUAAAAUAAAUAACAUUUGCAGAAAGAGUAAUAUAGCCGUAAAUGACAUGGAACUGAAAACUUACUAAUCGAUUAAAAGUACCUGUUGAACUAUCAUCGCAACAUCUUUCGUCACUGAUUGAGCUGAAGAGAAAAGGGAGAUCACUCAGCAGACGAUGUCAACGCGCAUAAACGUUGAAAACAAAACGAUUAAUUGAUGAUAAACAAUCCGAUUAAAAGCAGGCGAUAAAGAGUAAUUGAUUUUUCUUUUUCAUCGUCGUUGAUCAGAAUACUGGCAUCUUAAUUAAAUUUGCGAACGAAAAGAGCGCUGUUGGAAAACUACAGAUUUAGUUAACCUUUAAGAGAACGAUUAAAAAAGGAGGAGAGAUCCGGUCGAUUGAAGAUGCCGCGCUCUUUUCUAGUGAAGAAGGUGAAGCACCCUGUUGAUCAUAGCAACCGGUGGCCUUACCAUGAAGCCCCAGCCAGCCCCUCUGAAGCAGCUACACCACCUCAAGGAUUCACAAUACAUUACAACAAUGGAUACAUUUACGACGUACACACAACAGAUGGUUACAUAACAGACCCAGCUCCAGAUACAACAGCAGUUGUCGAUACCUGUAACCAUCAUCACUUUCAUCAUCAUCACCCGAAGACUGACACACCAUGGAUCGCCUUCGACGAAGAUGACGAAGAAGAUCAAGAAGGUAGCUGCUCUUCGGAUUCCUUCAAAAAACAGAGCAAUGCUUCUGGUGGCGAAUCUUCCACGAGUUCUUCCGACGAGUCCAACAACAGUACAGGCUGUGGCUCCCAUGUUUCCAAUUCUUCCUGUUCCGGAGGUAGAGGUGAAGCUACUUCCUUCCUAGUUAUAGGUGACGGGAGGGCACGCAGGAGAAAAGACCCUGCUGCUCCCAGAAGAGACAGAUCUCGCUAUACGUGCUCCGAAUGUGGCAAGCAGUACGCUACAUCUUCCAAUCUUUCUAGACAUAAGCAGACGCACAGAAGCCCGGACUCGCAAUUAGCCAAGAAGUGCCCAACUUGCGGCAAAGUGUACGUCAGCAUGCCUGCAUUAUCCAUGCAUGUGCUCACUCACUCGCUGAGCCAUAAGUGCAACGUAUGUGGGAAAGCAUUCUCUAGGCCUUGGCUAUUACAGGGGCAUAUGCGGUCACAUACUGGUGAAAAACCUUUUGGAUGUGCCCACUGUGGUAAGGCCUUCGCGGACAGAUCUAACUUGCGUGCGCACAUGCAGACGCACUCUUCUUUCAAGCACUAUCGGUGCCACAAGUGCAACAAGUCGUUUGCUCUCAAAUCUUACCUCAAUAAACAUUUCGAAUCCUCCUGUUAUCGUAUGGAGGGUUUGGUUGAAGUGGCGGAUGACGAUGUUGAAGGAGAUGAUGAAUCUGAAGUUCCAGAUACGCCCACGGAGACGCUGUAGUCCAUGAUAUCAAGGCUUGAUACCGGUGCACUUGAAGGUAGUCCCGCAUAAGAUACAUACUUCAAGUAUCAGUAGCUGCAGUGCAAGUGAUAAAGUUCCAUUAGCGUUGCGUAUCUAUAUUCUUUUUCUUUUUUGACCUUCCCACAAAUUCGAGUAACGAAUAGAAUGUAGUUGUGCUUUCAGAUACAGACUUCUUUCUAUGUUUUGUAACAAAAUGAAUCGUCGAUUGCCGAUGAAUGGUAUGGUGUACAGAUAUAUUCCUUAGUACUUAAUUAGUCUAUCACAUGUUAAUGAAAGUAUAAAAUCAAUCAUUUAUCUAUAGUGCAACAGCCAUAAUGAGGAUAAUUUUAUUUUUUAUUGUUUAUAACUACUCUCUCUAUAAACAGAAACUCUUGAGAAAUUUAAACCGGUAAGUUAAAGACCGAUUGCAAAACGUUAAUCAGCAAUAACUAAUUUCAUGCGAAUAGUUUGAUUAUAGUAACAUUCAAUAAAAUAAAAAAUAUAUAUGAAUAGAAUGUUUAUUUAAACAAAUUUAAGGAAA